Molecule: messenger RNA, 1823 nt
Organism: Punica granatum (pomegranate)
Lineage: Eukaryota; Viridiplantae; Streptophyta; Magnoliopsida; Myrtales; Lythraceae
Source: RefSeq, a predicted model, not a curated record
CUCUGCAAAAAUAUAAAAGAGUAGACUAUUACGAUCAUCAUUCACUUAUUAAAUUGCCUUCACUUUUAUCAUCAACAUAUUUUUGUCACUAAUUAGUCAUAAACGUUUUUAUUUCGUCUAACAUUUUUACCUCUCCGUUAAUCUCCGUGACGAAAAAAUGAUGUGACAUCCAAAAUGAAGAUAAUGCCGUCCAUGAUAUUGUCUGCCACCGAAUUUAACGGAGAGGUAUAAAUAUUAGACGGACUGAAAACAUUUAUGGCUAAUUACUGAUAAAAAUACGUGAUAAAAGUGGUGGCAAUUAGGAGUGACAGUGAUAAAAAAUCAAAUUGAUAAAAAAAUCAUUCCCGAGCCGCUGGCGUGGCGGCUGAACCGCCAAAAUGAGCAGGCCGCUCAGUGCUUUCGGCUUCUCUGAUUCCCGGCUUCGUCGCGGCUCCCGUCUCUCUCUCUCGAAGUGGGGUGAACGACGAUGUCGACCUUGCCAGACGAGCUGUGGAGGCUCAUCCUCGACAUCGGCGUCCGAAGCCCUAACCCAACCCUCACCUACAGGGACCUCUGCUGCCUCUCCAUCUCCUCCCGACGCUUCCACCGUCUCUCCAGCGAGGACUCUCUCUGGUCCCGUCUCCUCUCCUCCGACUUCCCUCCGCCGCCCCCUUCCUCCUCGGCUCCGUCCACCGCCGCCAGUUCUCUGCCGCCUUCUUCCCAAUCGCUCUACCGGAUCAGGUUCGAGAGGGACCGCGAUAGGAAGCUUGCAGCACAUCGGAGGGCUGUGUUGCGGAAGGAGAGCCAGAUCGCUGAGCACUCGAAGAAGCUCAGCAGCAUGGAGGCCUCUUUAGCCCUGGAGAGCGAUAAGUUGAAGACUACCGCUGCUGAAUUGUCCAACCUGCAGAGGGUCAGGCAAGCAUCGGUGGCAUUGAAUGUUUGGCAGCCGCAUGUUGUUAGGGGAAGGCAAAAGAGUUUGGUAGAGCAAUGUACGGUGCCCGUUGAGUCUCAAAUUAGAGCGCUGGAGAUGGACCUUAGGGUCUGCAAGAUGCAGAUUUCCAUGUUGCGCAAGUCAUAUGAAGAUGAGAGACGGAGGCUAGAUGUGUCCAAGCAAGAGCUAGAGUCAAUCAAGUAUCAUCCUUUUCGUGAUUAUGAAGUUCAUGAAACUAGUGGGAAGAGGAAGAAGAUAAAGAGAUGCACAGAAUCUGAAGGUAAAACAUCCUGAGUAGUGAUGAGGUGGAGGGCCACUUGAGUCGAUCCUGCAGAAACUGCUGUACCCCCUCUGAUGUUCACAGUAGCAGAAUCAAUCAUACAUUCAAGCAAUCCAAUUUCAGAGAGGAGUUUACUGGUCUGACUGCUGCUCCUUAGAAUCCGAGUUGGUACCUCCUGAAGUUCUAGAUAACUGGUGGGGUGGCAUUUCAUCAUCUUUGGCCGUCAGGGGUGGGUUAGUAUCUCUCUGCAGUCUUUAUCUUAAAAACGUAACAAUAUACGAGAAGGUUACGACUCUAGAGUAGUUUAUGAGGGAGUGUCUUUGAAUUGAACCCUGCCUUGCAUGCAGUGUCCUUGGGUGGGGCCUCCUAGCAGGGGUCACUUGGGCCCAUGUGGACCGGGGGUGAAUACACACUUUGCCAUUAUGAGGGUAUAAAAUACCAAGGUCCCCCAUCCCCAUGUGUAAGUUUGUUUUGCUAGGACGAGCGGUAGUGGUGUUUUGAAAUUGUAACAUAUGAUGGUGUUGGUGUGACACAAUUCUGUAUUUUAUAUAUAUCAUACAGUCAUCCACAAUCAGGUCUGCGGGCUAUUCUGCGCCAGGCUAAGCCUGCAUGGUCGGGUGCAUUUUAUUUUUA